AUGGAACUGGACGACGUCAGCUGGGAGGACGAGUUGCAGGAAAAGUUCACGCUCAUGUCCGCGAUCUCGGAAGAGGCAGGGGAAGAUAACAAGCGGUGGGAGUACACGAGUGGGGGCUCGGGUAUCGGGAUGAUGAACUUAAGCGAAGAGAUCUUCAUCUUUAUCCUGCGUAAGCUUGACCCAACUUCUCUGCUGCGAGUGGGGAGCACGUGUCGAACCCUCUUCCGAGUCUGUUCCUGCAACUCGCUCUGGAAAAAACACUUCCAGGUGUCGUUCGGAGUCCAGUUUGCCACAGCUACGUGCUCAAUAACAGCAAAGGCCGCGUUCCGCUUGCUCUUUAUGUGGCGGACGCUAUUCAGGAACCUACACUGCAACCGUUCAAUGCAGGAGCGGCUGUUCGCUGAGGUUCCUUUCCCGCCACAGCGGUACUGGACCCAGUGGCUAGUCGUGGAGGCGACCGUGCCGCUUCCCUCCGUGAGGCUGGCUUCGGCCGACAUCCAGGAACUGUGGGGGUUGGAGGCGGGUGUACUGGAGGAACAAGUCAAAGAUAAGGAUGAACACGAUGAACUAAUGAAGUUUGAGUGGAAGGAGCUCCAUGAUCUGGCUGUGGAACAACAUGGAGGCCUUGCCAGGGUUUAUCAGCAUGUUCUCAACAAGCAACACUGCAAUGAUCAUACUGAACUGGAGACCCUUUUCCACCAGUAUACUCAGUGCCGAUUCCAGUGGCUCUUCUCCUAUUGGUUGUUCCGUCAGCCCCCACCCUUUGACCGCCAGCUCCGCUCAGUCUUCCUCCAAUGGCGACGUCACAACAAGACUAAGGUGGCGACCUGGGGCGGGACCCUGUGUGACGUCAGGUACCUGGCUUCGCUCCAUCCAAUUACAGCUGACUACUGGAGGGGCAGACUAGCGCAUGGAGACGAGACUCUGGGUAUCCAGUCAGUGGAAGGCUACUUCUCCAUGUGCAGGUCUCUGGUCGCCUGGAUCCUCGGCCGUGACUGGGGUCGUCUUAAACGCAGGAAGGUGUAUGAGGACACCCUGGAUGGAGUGUACUUGGUGUUACGCCGAGAGCUGCAGGACAAGGUGGUGGAGCACCAGAGGUUCUGGCAGGUUGCCAAGGUCCAGAUGACCCGGGUCUGCACCCUAGAGGAGACUGCUGCCAACUAUGUCAACUGGAGGAUGAUUGAGAGCCUGCCCUACUACAAGUUGUACAUGGUGUCGGGUAACUCUGUGUACCUGAACCAUGUCCAGGGCUUCCUCCAGAGGAAGAGGUUGGUACAUGACUGGAUCCACCUGGAGGAGAACGUCUGGGUUCAACAGCUGCUGCCGGAACCCCUCAACAGCCUGCUGGAGUACCACCACAAGAUACCACAAGACAGCCUCCAUGGGGACUCUGUGUCGGCCCAGCUGAGCAGGGUGGUGUGGCUGUACCUGAACUCUGGCCAGCAGCUGUAUCUAGAGGCUGUGAAAGGCCUGGUCCUGCAGUAUGCUCAGGCUGGGCUGGCCUGCUACCGCUGCCUCAACCCCGGACACAGUCUGGAACAAGCUAGCUAGCCUGCUGGUGGAACGUCUGCCCGCUGAACGACUGCCAGGUCAAACUAUGACCUCAUGUUGGCGGUAUC
This is a messenger RNA of Hypomesus transpacificus, 1619 nucleotides long. RefSeq lists its product as uncharacterized. Gene Ontology annotation, molecular function: protein binding. The record is from RefSeq and is a predicted model, not a curated record. Bases 1 to 1551 code for a protein of 516 amino acids. The transcript is spliced from 8 exons. Lineage: Eukaryota; Metazoa; Chordata; Actinopteri; Osmeriformes; Osmeridae.